UUGUUUUAUUCUGAAGAUAGUCCUCAGGUCGUCCAUGCAUGUCUUAGACUUGUUCGCUCAUCGCCGCUAACGACAGCUAUACAAAUAGCUUCUCGUAUUUUUGUUGUGUGGGGCGUUUUGUAUUUAUACCCUGAGGUUCGUCGUCUAGGCGAGAUCUUGCUUAUAUUAUUUUCUCUGCCGUACGUUUCGAAACGUUCACCGAUCGAUUUCCCAAUGCCUAAUCGUCUUAAUGUUGCCCUCCAUGGGUACUGCGUUUACUGGGCAGUUCUCUUUUUGUACCCGCCAUUCUCGCCGGUGAUGUAUAAGCACAUGCUUGCUCAGCGCAGGAAGGUCCUGGGAUCUCCGGCGAAGAAGAACGUAUGA
This is a messenger RNA of Dibothriocephalus latus, 363 nucleotides long. The record is from the annotation of a GenBank genome assembly. NCBI's taxonomy places the organism in Eukaryota, Metazoa, Platyhelminthes, Cestoda, Diphyllobothriidea, Diphyllobothriidae.